Pneumocystis carinii B80 is the source of this 657-nucleotide messenger RNA. RefSeq lists its product as hypothetical. Bases 44 to 628 code for a protein of 194 amino acids. Lineage: Eukaryota; Fungi; Ascomycota; Pneumocystomycetes; Pneumocystales; Pneumocystaceae. Gene Ontology annotation, molecular function: Hsp90 protein binding; protein-folding chaperone binding. The transcript has 5 exons. The record is from RefSeq and is a predicted model, not a curated record. Gene Ontology annotation, biological process: chaperone-mediated protein complex assembly; protein folding. Gene Ontology annotation, cellular component: cytosol; nucleus.
CUUUGCUUAAAGAAAAUUCGGGUAAAAAAAAUUUCAAAACAUUAUGAUUCAAGUUACACCCGAAGUGAAAUGGGCACAACGCUCAUCGUCGUCGGAUUUAGAAAAAAAUGUUUUAUAUUUAACAUUAGCAGUGCCAGAUGUUUCUGAUCCAACAAUUAAUAUAACAGAAACUAUGUUAACACUUGAUGCGUUGACUAAGGAUGGCUCUACUAAAUAUUCAUUAACAUUAUUUUUUUUUAAGGAAGUAGAUCCAGAGAAUUAUAAAAUUCAUCAUACAGAUCGGUCUAUAGUUCUUACGAUUCGUAAGAAAAAUGCGGAUGAAAAGUAUUGGCCACGAUUGAUUCAAUCAGCUGAGAAAUCAGGAUUUAUUCGUACGGAUUUUGAAAAGUGGGUGGAUGAAGAUGAGCAGAACGCCCGUUCUACAGAUGACUUUUCAUCACAAUUUGGUGGAGGAAUGGAUGAUUUUGAUUUUAACAAGUUUUCAGAUGGAAUUGGCUCUGAAAAUAUGCCAAAAUUAGAUGAUAUGGAUUCUGAUGAUGAUGAUAGUGAUGUUGAGGAUGAAUCUACUAAAGAUGAAUCUACUAAAGAUGAAUCUAAUGAAGAUGUUGUAUCUAUGGAUAAAGAUUAGUUUUUUUUUUUCGAUUAUAUUAUUCCCCG